Molecule: messenger RNA, 934 nt
Organism: Cooperia oncophora
Lineage: Eukaryota; Metazoa; Nematoda; Chromadorea; Rhabditida; Trichostrongylidae
Source: the annotation of a GenBank genome assembly
GGCAAAUUGCAUACCAAAGGUGCUCAGUGGGCACGAUGUGCUCGGAUGUGCGAAAACUGGAACAGGCAAAACUCUCGCGUUCGUUCUUCCCAUUCUGAAUGAGCUAGCAGUCGAUCCGUACGGAAUAUUUGCCCUUGUUCUGACUCCCACUCGUGAAUUGGCAUCACAAAUUUUCGACCAGUUUGUUGCUCUCGGAAAGCCUGUCGCCAUAAAAGUCUCUCUCAUCACUGGAGGUAGAAGCUUGGUGGACCAAGCAAACGAGUUGACUGCUCGUCCACAUGUCGUUGUUGCUACUCCAGGUAGACUUGCUGACCACAUCGAGAGCGAUCAAGAAGGAUUAGGACAGCUGUUCAAAAAGAUCCAGUUUUUCGUACUUGACGAAGCUGAUCAGAUGUUAGACGGCCAGUAUAAUGAGCAGUUGAGGACUAUUUUUCUUGCCAUACCUAAGCAACGUCGCACACUUCUCUUUUCCGCAACUAUUACAAGUGCCAUCACGAAACUUCACACGGUCACUGUGAAAAAGCCUUAUUUCUUCGAGGAUAAACAAGAGAUUGCAACAGUGGAACGGUUAGAACAGAAGUUUGUCCUGUGUCCGGUCGCUGUGAAGGAUGCUUAUCUCGUAAUUUUUAUGCUUCAUUUUCCAAAGGCUACUGGUAAGGUAUACGUUGUGAAGAACUACUGUGAACGAAAUGAGAACAGUUCUGUUAUUGUCUUUGCUCAAACCUGCCGAGAAUGCCAAGCUUUAGCCUAUAUGUUUGAUGCACUAGGAUUUAAGGUUGCAUCACUUCAUUCCCAAAUUGAACAACGCCUUCGCAGUGCAGCGCUUUCUUCGUUCCGGUCAAAAACUCUACGGAUUCUUGUAUGCACGGAUGUAGCAUCUCGUGGCCUCGACAUCCCUCACGUUGAUUUGGUGGUCAACAGAACGAUUUCCUAA